Molecule: messenger RNA, 1136 nt
Organism: Sus scrofa (pig)
Lineage: Eukaryota; Metazoa; Chordata; Mammalia; Artiodactyla; Suidae
Source: RefSeq, a predicted model, not a curated record
AUGGUCCAGGAAAGGUCUGACUGCACCCAGCCUUCGGGUGAUGGCACAUGUGCAUCUGAUGAGCCAAAAGUUGGCCCUGCUGCAGAUGGAGCCUGUGCUGGCUCCCACGCCAAAGAGGAUGACGUUCCAACCCCUCACCCAGCAGAAAAUCAGAAUGGUCAUGAGGAAGUGGAUGGACAAGAGCCACUGCCCCCCAGCGCGGAGUUGCAGGAGGUUGCAAAGGAGGAAGUGCUCCAGGCGUUCCCAGAUGAAGCUGUUUUGGCUCCUUGCAUUCAGCAGGAAGGUUCUGACUGCUACCCGCCUUGCAGUGAUGGAAAACUGGCAUUUGAUGAACAGAAAAAGGGGUCUGCUCUGGAUGGAGCCUGUGGUUGCUCUCCUGCUGCAGAGGGUGAAAUUCCAGCUGGUCCCCCAGAAAACCCACAUGAUCGUAAUGGGGUGAAAGAACCAGAGCCACCUGUCCCCAGGCCUCCGUCCCCCACCAGGCUCCGCGGGGAGCUGCCGCCGAUGGCAGAGUGUGGUGUCCCACUGAACUCACUGGAUGGAAGCGCUUGGUCUUGCCCAGGUCUUCCCGACCUGUCGGACUCCUUCUGGCCUUACAGGAGUGCUGCCACCCUCUCAUUUGAGAACAUGGAUGUCCCUGAUGCUCACGAUGCAACCAGUGACACCUGGGGGGAUUGUCACAAAGUGCCUUUGAGUUUUGGAAGGCCAGAGAUGCAAAGUUCACAAGCUCAGCUGCAGACAAGCACCCAGGUGGCCAAUGAUCUGCAGCUGCCCCUCAGCCAGCAUUUAGAUCGUGGUGAUGGCAAAGCCAGGCUCCGCCUUUCCUCCAACAUCCAGGGCUUUACUGCCAACACUGAUACUGGGAACCAAGGGCCACUCUUCCGAGAGCUGGGUCUGGAUGCUUCCAUCGGAAUGAAGACCCCUCCCAAGCUGGAGGGUGAGGGCUCAGCUGCCAGCAGGCAGGAGUGUCACGUGUGUCACCGCCUUCAUGCCUUAAGUUUCCUGAAAGAGAAGAUUAUCCAAAGAAAACUGCAGUUCAGCAAGUGGAGACUGGCCUGCAGAUUCCCUGGCCUCCUUGCUUAGGCUACCGAGGUAUCUGUUACUUCCAGAACGAAGAAGAGUUAUUGCCCAACCCC